Messenger RNA from Helianthus annuus (common sunflower), 3782 nucleotides. RefSeq names its product probable E3 ubiquitin-protein ligase RZFP34. The transcript is spliced from 10 exons. Bases 2441 to 3463 code for a protein of 340 amino acids. Gene Ontology annotation, cellular component: nucleus. Lineage: Eukaryota; Viridiplantae; Streptophyta; Magnoliopsida; Asterales; Asteraceae. Gene Ontology annotation, molecular function: zinc ion binding; ubiquitin protein ligase activity. Gene Ontology annotation, biological process: ubiquitin-dependent protein catabolic process; protein ubiquitination. The record is from RefSeq and is a predicted model, not a curated record.
UUUUUUUUUUUUUUUUUUUUUUUCACACACACCAAAUCACUACGGAUGUUCAAACACUCAAUCACUAUGGAUAUUCUAACACGCAAGUCAUAUGAUGUCAUUUAGUGAAGUCUUCAUAACACUAAACGUAGCCCCUCCUCCCCCAUCUCACAAAGCAUAGGUUUCAUCGUCAAUAUAAGUAUUUUAACUUUGUUGAGUUUUUUUUUUUUUUUUAAUAUAUCUAUUUUAACCUUUGUUCAUUACAAACCAAGAACUCAUUAUAAUUCCUUUGAUUUUGAAUCAAAUAUGAAUGAAUACAAUUUGGUUAUUUGAAUUAAAAAUUAACCGUUAUAAAAAUUUCUUUACGAGUUUCUGUAUUAAAAGCAAUAAAAUAGUUACCCCUAAUUUUCAAUGAGCUAUAACUAAAUUGGUAUCGGAGAGAAAGAGAAGAUUGUUUGAGGUUAUGAUGUUAAGUUCGAAUCCGAUCUCAAUCGAGUUUUAACGUACAUAACCUUUUGGCAGUGAGUUUUCCCUGAAACUGGUGAUGGUGGGUUUGGGCUAUCAAACACUGUCUGUGGCCACGAGCAUAUGGGGUUGCCUUUUGCAAUGGGUUACCUAGGCAGCCGGACCUUUUUUUUUUGAAUAACAAAUUUGAAUCACUGACGGACCACUAGAGUAUCAUCGUGCCACCAACUGAACCACGCUCCAAUAAUUGAAGGUAAUUAUUAUGUCCAUGAUUACCAAAUUUAAUACUAUAAAUUGAUGCUAACAUGUACACCAGCUAUUGUUUUCUUUUUUUGGUCGGUUUAAUGUGUAUUUUAAUGACGAAAAGUUAUAUAGAUACGCAACCGUUGUUUAAAAUUUAAAUUUCAAUCACCAAAUAAUAAAAAAAGAUAAUAUAAAACUUGAUUUCCAUCAUUUACGUUUUAAUAUCGUGGCAUAAACUAUCGAAGAUUUUAAUUUAUUUUAUUUUAUUCAUAUAAAAAUGUCACAUUGCGGAUAACUAUUGAAGAUAUUUCCAUAUACAUCCCUGUCAGUGGCAAAUCCGUAAGAAGUAAGAACCAUCGUCACGACACCUCUCGGUUAUAAAACCCCAUUCCACUCUCACACUUGAACAACAUCAUCAACCUUUCUUUCUGAUUUUGUUAAAUUUCUACGUAUUCAUAGAGAAGAUCGGAGCCGUUGAUCGGAAGCCUAUUUUUUUUCUCUUCGAAAGUUCGUUAUCCUGAGUUUCCAUUACUAAAUUAUUAAUUCACUUUAAUUUUAAUUUUAGUUCCGGUAUGUUGAUAAUUCAUUAUUGUUUGGACUGAAUUUUUAUGUGUGUUUAUAGUUGUGAAUUAGUAGUUGAAUGUUAAAAAAAUGUUGUGCUUGUGAAGCUGAAAGACUAGUAAUUAAUUUGGCAAUUCUGAUUUGAAUUUAGGGUUUGGUUUAACUUGACCUGUUCUGUUCUGUUAGAUUCUUAUAUUUUGUGCUACAUACAUGAUGAAUGAAUGCUGUGUGAAGUGUGAGCUAAACAAUUGUGUUGUGUUGGAGAUGAUAAACAAACAUCAUGAUAAAACUUUGAUUGGAUGCUGCUGUUUUGAUUAGGUCGCCUAAUAUGGUGUGAUAGUAUUAGGUUGCAACAAAGCUGGAUUAGAGUGUAUUUUUCUCACCAAAGUAAGGGUAGGAAGAUAAUAGGCGUGUGUUAUGUUUCGACGUGUCGAGUCAAUUUCAUAAGUGUUCCUUUGGACUUAAGACGGUCGCCGUCUGCUUCUGGCUCACUGUUUGUGUGAUCAGCCAAUGGUAAUUAGGCUUUUUCAGCCAAUGAUGAAUAAUUAAAACCGGAAAAGUGGUUAUGUCAAUGAACAAACUUCCCUUUACCCCUAACCGAAGCAAGCAAUUCUCGUCUCUUUCGAUUGUCCAGUUAGACUCGAGAGUCGUUAUGAUUCUUCAAGUAUCAGUGUGGAGGAACGGCAGUUGAGGUAGGAUUGCUCUUGAUGGGCAGGAAUAUGAACUAGAUAUGCACUUCACUGGUGCUUUCUUCACAUUCUUUAAUCUUGUUUUUCCGUUGAGGACGUACUUGAUUUUGUGAUCUAUUGGUUUUACCUUAUUAGGUUAUUCCACGUGUGGGUAUCGUAAUUAGGUGGAUCAUGUGGGCUUCUUCAAGAAUCAACAAACCAUGCACUGGAUACCUCCAUUUCUCUUGGAAGCGUGGAAUUCUCUCACUCGUGAACCGUAGUUAUAUUAGACUUACUUGUUUUGACUUUUGGUGAUGGCUCGUUGCAGCUUUUCAACAUUGGUUGGAUUAUGUUGUUGCUGAUUUCAACUCAUGUGCUGCUGUGUGAGAGAAAGCCACAUUCUCACUGGGUGGACCACUAGAUAUGUUUGCUAUAGAAUUUAGGAUUUUUUGCCUAACAUGUCCUUAAAUGCAGGUUCUUUUUGCUCUAGCGCUGUAGUAGUUGUUAGUUUGAUCCUAGUCUAAAUGGAGGAUCCAGUUAAUCUCGGUACAAAUUUGCACCUUCAAGGAAGCAACGCUGAAUCUACAACACAAGCAUUUGCUGUCACGGAGGAAUCAAAGUUAGAAGAAGAUCACCCUAUACAUGAAGACGAUGAGCCUGUUGUUGCAGAUACCGUGAACUCGGAAACUCUUGAUGAUGGAUCCCUUAAGUACGGAUGUUCACACUACCGUCGGCGGUGCAGAAUACGCGCCCCAUGUUGUGACGAGAUAUUCAACUGUCGUCAUUGUCAUAAUGAGGCAAAGAAUGACAUCAAUGUCGAUCAAAAAGAGAGGCAUACAAUCCCUCGCCAUGAAGUCCAACGGGUAGCUUACUUUCAAAAGUUAUUUGCGUUUUCGAAAAGCCUUCGUUUUUGUUGUUCACACGAAGCAUGUUUGAUGUUGCUUUGCUUUCAGGUUAUAUGCUCUCUUUGUGGCACAGAACAAGAGGUUCGGCAAAUGUGUGUGAACUGUGGCGUGUGCAUGGGCAAAUACUUUUGUGGAGUAUGCAAGCUUUUUGAUGAUGACAUAUCGAAGAGACAGUAUCACUGUGAUGGUUGCGGUAUUUGCAGAAUUGGUGGGCAGGAGAACUUUUUUCAUUGUGACAAAUGUCGAUGUUGCUAUGCCAAUGUUCUGAGGGACAGUCACCCAUGCGUUGAAGGAGCAAUGCACCACGAUUGUCCUGUAUGCUUCGAGUAUUUGUUUGAUUCGAUGGAUGACGUUACCGUCAUGCCUUGUGGACAUACCAUUCAUAAGAAGUGUUUUAAGGAAAUGCAGCAGCACUUGCAAUACGCAUGCCCGUUGUGCUUUAAGUCGGUCUGUGAUAUGUCAAAGGUUUGGGAGAAACUUGACAUGGAGAUUGCAGCUACCCCAAUGCCCGAUUUUUAUCAGAAUAAAUCGAUAUGGAUUCUGUGCAACGACUGUGGAGCGAAUUCUGAAGUUCCGUUCCAUAUUGUGGGUCAUAAGUGUCCAAAGUGCAAGUCUUACAACACUCGUCAAACUCGUGGCUGAGCUUGGGUGGCGUUUUGUGCUUUCUGGUUUUGGUUUGAACUAUGGGAUCAAUCUGAUGAGUUCUUGUGGCUAGCGAGAUUUUGUUAUGGACUUUUCGCUCAUUAGAGGCAUUGUACAACCUGCGAAUCUCGUGUUCCAGUGUUGUGUAGGAAACUUGAUCUGUAAUCGUAGAUGUAUCAUGCUUUACUAUUUUCUGGAUUACAACAUCAACACUUUGAGGACCUUCCUCUUAGUAAGCUUGAAUUACAAUAUCGGGUAACCCUGUCAUAUAUUUAAUCCCGCCCAGAUAUGUUUGCAAAUGAGAUAAUUGUCUUUUCAA